This is a messenger RNA of Trifolium pratense (red clover), 1858 nucleotides long. Its product is annotated as beta-glucosidase 13-like. The coding region runs from base 53 to 1762 and encodes 569 amino acids. The transcript has 13 exons. NCBI's taxonomy places the organism in Eukaryota, Viridiplantae, Streptophyta, Magnoliopsida, Fabales, Fabaceae. Gene Ontology annotation, molecular function: beta-glucosidase activity. The record is from RefSeq and is a predicted model, not a curated record. Gene Ontology annotation, biological process: carbohydrate metabolic process.
UUCAUACAAAUGUUAUAGAUGCAAUUUCAACUAAUUAAAAUCAUCACAUGUUAUGGCAUUCAACAAUGUUUUUCUUCUCUGCCUCUUUAAUCUAAUAAUUAUUAUUACUACCAUAGUGACAUUGAAAAGUACUUUCUCAGAAGCUAAUUCUCGCAAUAUUUUUGAUGUUACUUCAUUGAAUCGAAGUAGUUUUCCUAAAGACUUCAUCUUUGGAACAUCAACCUCAGCAUACCAGUACGAAGGUGCUGCAAAAGAAGAUGGCAAAGGAACAAGUACAUGGGAUACCUUUACUCACAAAUAUCCAGAUAAAAUAAUCGACAGAAGCAAUGGAGAUGUUGCUAUUGACGGAUAUCAUCGGUACAAGGAAGAUGUUGAGAUCAUGAAGUAUAUGAAUUUAGAUGCAUACAGAUUAUCCCUCUCCUGGUCUAGAAUACUACCAAAUGGAAGGAUAAGUGGAGGUAUAAAUCAGGAAGGGAUCAGAUAUUACAACAACUACAUCAAUGAGCUAAUAGUUAAUGGUUUAGAAGUAUUUGUCACCCUUUUUCAUUUUGAUCUACCACAAGCCUUAGAAGAUGAGUAUGGAGGUUUCUUAAGUCCUCAAAUAGUAUUUGAUUUUCGGGAUUACGCGGAGCUUUGCUUCAAGGAGUUUGGAGAUAGAGUGAAGUAUUGGAUUACCCUGAAUGAGCCGUCCACUUACACAACAGCUGGGUAUGUUAUAGGGAUGUUUCCACCUGGUAGAUGUUCUGAUUGGCAAAACCUCAAUUGCACCAGCGGUGAUUCGGGGACAGAGCCCUAUUUAGUUGCACAUCACUUGCUCCUUGCUCAUGCAGCUGCUGUUCAAGUUUACAAGACAAAAUAUCAGGUACCGUUGUUACUUAAAAGCCAAACCACAUCUCAAAUGGGUUGGAUAGGAAUAGCCUUACAAUCCUUCUGGUUUGUGCCGUUCUCAAAUAGCAAAUCUGAUGAAAGAGCUGCAGAGCGAUCAAUUGGCUUCAUGCUUGGAUGGUUAGUAGCUCACUGUACAGUGUACACUCGCUCUACAUAUGAAAUUAUGAACUUAACACCACUUAAUUAUAUUAAAAAGAAAAAACAAAUGGAGCAUGAUUUACAAAACCAUUUUCAUUUUUCGUUUCUAGCGCCAUUGACAACCGGAGACUACCCACAACAUAUGCGAUCCUUGGUUGGACGAAGAUUGCCAAAGUUCUCUGAAGAUCAAGCCAGGCUAAUCAAUGGUUCUUUUGAUUUUAUUGGACUAAACUACUACACAUCUAGAUAUGCUGCUGAUGCACCUCAUUUAAACAAUACUAGACCUUGUUAUCUCACAGAUUCUCUUGCCAAUGUUACAACUGAGCGUAACGGGAUACCUAUAGGUCCAAAGGCUGCUUCAGAUUGGUUUUAUAGUUAUCCAAUGGGAUUUACGAAACUAUUGGUCUACGUCAAGGAAAAGUACAACAAUCCUUUGAUUUACGUCAUGGAAAAUGGUAUAGAUGAGAAUAAUGAUCCAACACUGUCAUUGGAUGAAGCACUAAAUGAUAUUCACAGAAUCAAAUAUUAUUAUGACCAUCUCUUAUAUCUUCAAUCAGCAAUUAGGAUCGGCGUAAAUGUAAAAGGAUAUUUUGUGUGGUCUUUAUUGGACAAUUUCGAAUGGGCUGAAGGGUACACAGUGAGAUUUGGGGUGAACUUUGUAGAUUACAACGAUAACUUGAAAAGAUAUCACAAGCUCUCAGCACAAUGGUUCAAGAAUUUUCUUAAGAGACCUUAGACUUUCUAAUAUUUAUAUGUAUGUAUCUUGUUACGAUAAGUAAUGUAACAAGAUUUAUAAAAGAAUCAUAUAUGAAGUAGUUACAUGUGAUUGUUC